AUGAGCGAGGGUUCAAAUUCCACUUCGGCUGCGGCCUCUACGCAGAGGCAGGUUCGCGUGCAGCUUACUAGCAAACAAGAAGAUAUUGCACUACCUGAGAAUACCGGCCCGAUUCUGGUUCCCACAGGUCUUCGAAGAUAUGCACUCUCGACGUUGGUGAACAAUCUCCUUGGCAAUGAUAAGCCAAUUCCAUUCGAAUUUUUGAUCAACGGGUCUUUCCUCCGAACUUCGAUCGAUGAAUACCUGACUGCCAAUGGUAUCUCUGCGGAAACUACCUUAGAAAUCGAAUAUGUGAGAGCUUUGAUUCCACCUCUGCAUAUUGCAUCGUUUGAGCAUGACGACUGGGUAAGCUCGGUUGAUGUGCUUUCUACGACCUCGCCCGCCGCUUCUUUGGCCUCUGCAACAAUUGCCGCGGGCCAAGAAAGGAUCCUCUCUGGCAGCUACGAUGGCCUACUUCGAGUGUGGAACAUGUCAUCUCAGAUAGUUGCAACCUCGCCAUCUGCCGCCGAUGGUGGUCAUACCGCAUCUAUUAAAGCCGCCAAGUUUAUUUCCCCAAAUUCAAUUGUAUCCGCAGGUCUCGACCGGACAGUCCGUGUGUGGAAGUAUUCUGAGGAUGGGGAUGGUUUCUCGGGUAAGAUAGCGCCUCAGCUUGAGCUGUAUGGGCAUAAGGGCCCUAUCAACUCGUUGUCUGUACAUGCGCCUUCGAAUCGCAUACUUUCUGCCUCGUCAGACCACAGCAUAGGCUUCUGGUCAACCAAGAAAUCAGAUGCACCAGCCGCUCCAGAGGAUCUAUUGCCAUCUGCUGCCUUGAGGAGCUCCAAGAGGAGAAAGCUGAAUUCGUCUGUGACCAUCCCUCAACGAGGACCCCUGGCACUCCUGUCCUCCCACAGUGCACCUGUGUCGGCUGCAAUCUUCGACUCCAAUGAUUCCACUGUCGGUUAUUCAGCUUCUUGGGACCAUUCCCUGCGUACAUGGGAUCUUGUAACUGCUACACUUGUGGAUACUCGGACAACAUCUCACUCACUGCUUUCACUUGAGCACCUCCCUGAACACCACCUACUCGCCGCAGGAACAUCCGCUCGCCAUAUCACGCUGAUCGACCCUCGGGUGUCAGCAACUACAAUUGCGGCCAUGACUCUGCGAGGCCACACAAACGCUGUUGUCUCGUUGGCUCGUGAUCCCAAAAGUUCCUAUGGUCUCAUUAGUGGAAGUCAUGAUGGUACAUGUCGGAUUUGGGAUAUCCGGGCCACGAAGACAGACAAGGAUGGCGUUGUUGGGGAGAGUGUAUAUUCCAUCUCCCGCAAGAGCCUGGAAGAACAAGGUAAAUCUGAGGCCAAGCGUAUCGGUGGAGAGGGCGUCAAGGUUUUUGGUGUGGCUUGGGAUGGAACAGUAGGCAUUGUCAGUGCCGGUGAGGACAAGAGGAUCCAAAUCAAUCGGGGCGAAGGCGUCUUAUCUUCUGCGUAG
Molecule: messenger RNA, 1464 nt
Organism: Aspergillus oryzae RIB40
Lineage: Eukaryota; Fungi; Ascomycota; Eurotiomycetes; Eurotiales; Aspergillaceae
Product: WD repeat WDR12/YTM1 family ribosome biogenesis protein
Exons: 2
Coding region: 1-1464 (487 amino acids)
Biological process (GO): ribosome biogenesis
Cellular component (GO): preribosome, large subunit precursor
Molecular function (GO): protein binding
Source: RefSeq, a predicted model, not a curated record